AUGCGCCGUCCGCCCAUUGCCUGCCGCCGAGCAGUGCAAUCGCUCCAAUCCCCCUCUCCUCAGCACAUAUGGAUCUCCGACAACCUCCUCACUGAUGCCAUUGGUCGAUUUUUCCCCAGUUCGUGCCCGCAACAGAAGCGCCAUGGCAGCCAUGUUCCGGGACCAUUGGAGGCCAGGAGGAGGGCAGCAAAACGCCGGAUGACCGUCUCAGCCAACUUCUAUCCCCAGGAAAACUUUUCGCCGCUGUUCAGUCUCGGUGCGCUCUUCGGCUUCCGCAAAGACACUCAACCCACUUGGAGAUAUGAAGCGCCGUCUCUACAAAACUACGUAGAGCCAUUGGACACAUUAGCUCCUCAUGUUCCAAGCUUGCCAAUAGCACAAUCCGACGAAAUAUCUACUGAACAUGCACCGUCUACAACUAGCGCAUUCCCAUUCGGCGCACCGUAUCCCUUCUCGCAGAACAAUACGCAGACCAAACUGCAGGGCAGAGUAGGCCGGCUAGGAGGAAUCAGCACAGAUGCUGUGACCGCGGAGACGCAUUUCAACAAUUUCGCGACACAGAUUUCAAACGCAGAAGCUCUGUCCACGGCCGAACGCUGUCGAUCCUCACAUCAGGCCUGGAUAUCAUGUCGACCAGCUGACAGUAACGCUUGGGCCUACAACGUUAUGGUGGUCAAGCACCUGACAAGCAUUCGCUGGGAUCCUACCCGCAUCCUUUCCAACCUCAAGUUCUUCGAUGUCCCUCCCACCUAUACGCCUGAAAGUCUUGACUUCCUAAGGUGCCUCGAGGCUUCUGGUGCACAUCAUGCUCCUCGGGUCUAUCACCGCCUAUAUGUCAAGAUGGUUAGAGCAGCCACUUCUGCUGCAGCUUCAACAAGUUCAUCACAGGAUACCGAGCUACUCACGUUAGUUCGAUUAACCUAUCAGAGCUGUUUACGCAGCACAAAAGCCAUACAAGGCGUUGUAGACGACUUGCGUAUACUUGCAAACAAGAUUGAGGCACCUGCCAUUAAGAAAUCGCUGCUUUCUGAACUGGCUGGCAGCAAUAACGCAGCCCAAAGUAUCAAGGUUUUAGUCGCAAGCGCUGCUCAAGGCCAUUCUCCUUGUGCGUUUGUUGAGGAGAUGCUCCUUUUCUUGCCUAAAGAGGAGCUUCGACUACAACUCCCACCAAUCACGCGGUCUCUCGUCGAAGCCGUUGAGCGGAAAAGCCGGCUGCCAGUUGAGACAUGUUGGUACCGUCUUAAUGUGUGGCUGGCUGUCCUCGAAAACCUCGAUAACAGAUUCAAUGUUCGCUACACUGAUACCGGUUAUAUGAACGCCGCCUUUGUGGAAGUGGUUGAGCAUGCAUUCAAGAGCAAUAAUUCGAGCGUAGUGCGACUGCACACAGUGCUCUAUGCUCUCGUAUUUCGAAUGGCACAACGGCAACCCGAGUUUGCCAAACACAAGGAAAGCUUGUGGCGGGUUGUCAGUGCCUCUGCUGUCUCUGCGCUAGAACAACAAGGCACGGUACAAAUCGAGGAGGAUGUAGUGAUGAUCUUCUCGCACAUGCGUAGAGUCUCUCUGCCAUAUGAGCCAAUAUUGCGCAUUGCUGCUAAUCUUUUCGCAUCGCAUGCCAAUCUAUACUCCAUGCACAGAUUCCUCAUUGCCCUGGAGAAGAAUGAAUUUCUACUGGACAGAGUAUCGAGCAUGAAAACUCGCAUUACUGCAGAACUGUCUUUGCUUCGACAACACAUAAACGCUCAGACGCUCGACCGAAGUGGACACCACGCCUUCGCGUUACAAAUAUGUCAGGAUAUACUCAAUUCUCUAAGAAGGAUCGCUGAACCAAGCGUCUCGAUUGAAGGCGUCAACAUCGAAAAACAGACAAAAGAGGAUAUCAAGAAGGAGAUCAAAACCCUGAAAGCCAGUAGGGAUUUUACUGCAAUCCUUGACUCCGCUUCGAACGAUCACGCUCUGCCACAAAUUUAUGCGAACCUUACCAACAACAUCGCACCCUCUCAACGUACAGUCCUUAUACAUCAAUUAGCUCACCACUACUCCAUCGAUGCCACUCGAUCGCAGCGGGCGACUUGGCGUUCCAUCUACACUCUUUACAACUACCUCAAGUCGUACUCUUUGCCAAUCGGUCCUCUGUUUACCAAAGCCGUAGUCCGAGCCGCCAUCAUUCGACCUAUGAUGGAGCAUAGAUUCAUUAGCGCGAGGAGAUUGAUCUGGGUAUGUCAGUUGGUUGCUAGGGUCGAAGGUGUGAGUGUAGCAAAGCAGAUUGAGAAUCUUUUUUGGCGCUGGAGAGGUGACGUGAUCGCGCAUGCCAAGCAAGUGCAUGUGGCCGCUCGUGGUGAUCGUAAGGCGAAGGCCAUGGUGAGCGUGUUGAAACAGCUGAACAUGCUGGGGCCAGGGGGAAGUUAG
This is a messenger RNA of Alternaria arborescens, 2406 nucleotides long. RefSeq lists its product as hypothetical. Lineage: Eukaryota; Fungi; Ascomycota; Dothideomycetes; Pleosporales; Pleosporaceae. The coding region runs from base 1 to 2406 and encodes 801 amino acids. The record is from RefSeq and is a predicted model, not a curated record. The transcript is spliced from 2 exons.